CUAUUUCUACUUCCCUUCCACUUCUUCCAAAGUACUGGUACCAUUAUUGGCUCAAAAAUCCUCUUCCAGCUCUGCAAUUUCCGUCUCCGUCAACUUUCAGUCAACCGAAAUCCAUCCUCUCUCAUUGUUCAUCACCUUCAGGUUAGGGUUUGGAUUUGAAGGUACACGGGGCUAAUUGAUGGCGUCGAAGAGGAUAUUGAAGGAGCUCAAGGAUCUGCAGAAGGAUCCUCCCACAUCAUGCAGUGCUGGUCCAGUGGCAGAGGAUAUGUUCCAUUGGCAAGCAACAAUCAUGGGGCCUACAGAUAGCCCUUAUGCCGGAGGUGUAUUUUUGGUUUCAAUUCAUUUCCCUCCGGAUUAUCCUUUCAAGCCUCCAAAGGUUGCCUUUAGGACUAAGGUUUUCCACCCUAACAUCAAUAGCAAUGGAAGUAUUUGUCUGGAUAUUCUAAAAGAGCAGUGGAGUCCAGCGUUAACCAUAUCUAAGGUCCUGCUCUCCAUCUGCUCCCUAUUGACUGACCCAAAUCCAGAUGAUCCGCUUGUACCAGAAAUUGCUCACAUGUACAAGACUGAUAGGUCCAAAUACGAGACCACUGCUCGUAGCUGGACUCAGAAAUAUGCUAUGGGAUAAUGGCGAAGGCGUCACCAGGCAUGUCUGAGACUUUGUAACAGCAAUGUCUUAUUGUGCGUGUAGUGAAUGAAUAAAUUCGGCUAAAGAACUUAGUUUACUUCUUAAUCUCCCUUAAAGUUGGUUGUCAAGAGACAUGUCUUUUCAAUUUGUGAAUAUCUAUUUGAUGACUAUUAGUAAGGGAGACACUUCAAUGUAAUUUUACUUUGUUUGCCAGUUUACCUGAGCCUUUCUCUAGUUUUUCCAA
Messenger RNA from Nicotiana attenuata, 869 nucleotides. RefSeq names its product ubiquitin-conjugating enzyme E2-17 kDa. The transcript is spliced from 5 exons. The record is from RefSeq and is a predicted model, not a curated record. Gene Ontology annotation, biological process: protein polyubiquitination. The coding region runs from base 179 to 625 and encodes 148 amino acids. NCBI's taxonomy places the organism in Eukaryota, Viridiplantae, Streptophyta, Magnoliopsida, Solanales, Solanaceae. Gene Ontology annotation, molecular function: ubiquitin conjugating enzyme activity. Gene Ontology annotation, cellular component: nucleus.